Messenger RNA from Carassius carassius (crucian carp), 1427 nucleotides. RefSeq names its product START domain-containing protein 10-like. The record is from RefSeq and is a predicted model, not a curated record. The coding region runs from base 362 to 1186 and encodes 274 amino acids. The transcript has 6 exons. NCBI's taxonomy places the organism in Eukaryota, Metazoa, Chordata, Actinopteri, Cypriniformes, Cyprinidae. Gene Ontology annotation, molecular function: lipid binding.
GCUGUCAGUCACGUCUGCGCGCUCCCGCUCAUCUUUCACGCACGCACGAGCGCAGCGGGAUGUAACAGCUGCUCACGCGUUUGCGUUUACUCGUCUUCCAUGCACUGAUAUUAGUAGACUACGUCAGUUUUUUCGCACGCAUCUGGAUCUUUAAACGCGCGCACGCGAAUCCGGAUAAGAAACCGCGGAAAUUCGGUUCCCAGAGAGAGAAACCGCAGGUGCGUUUAACGCGCGCGUCUCUCUCGCGCUAAUUACAACGCGACGCGCGUCCCAUCGCAAGCGUCAGCGAAUCCUCAAAGUUUAAAAGCGAACUCCGGUGUUAGUUCACCCGGGAUCCGGUCUCAGAACAGAAGAGGGGAGGAUGAUGAAGACGAGGAUGUCCGAGGAAGAGGUUCUGAUCCCGGAUGACCGCGCGUUUAGCCGCUUUAAACACGAGUGUGAAUCCGAGGAGGACUGGAGUAUCACCUACAACAAGAGCAGCAUCUGUGUGUGGAUCCAGGUGCUGGAGGAGGAGAAGAGCCUGCACAGGAUCAAGUGUCGUAUGCUGUGUAAGGACAUCCCAGCUGAAACCAUGUACGACGUGCUCCACGACAUCGAGUAUCGGCGAAAGUGGGAUGCAAAUGUCAUCGAGACGUUUGACAUCGGCAAACUGACGGUCAAUGCAGAUGUGGGCUAUUACUCUUGGAAGUGUCCUAAACCGCUGAAGAACCGUGAUGUCAUCACCCUGCGCUCCUGGCUGCCGAUGGGCAACGAUUACAUCAUCAUGAACCACUCGGUCAAACACACUAAAUAUCCUCCUAAGAAGGAUCUUGUGCGAGCCAUUUCCAUCCAGACGGGUUACCUGAUCCAGCGCACCGGCCCCACCAGCUGCACCUUAACAUACCUGGCACAGGUGGACCCGAGAGGUUCUCUUCCCAAGUGGGUUGUUAACAAGUCUUCCCAGUUCUUGGCUCCUAAAGCGAUGAAGCGCAUCAGUAAAGCGUGUCUUCGGUAUCCCGAGUGGAAGCAGAAGCACAGUCCGGGGAUUAAGCCGUGGUUAUUCCCGGAGCAGAACCCGCUGUCCAGCAUCCCGCUGUCCGAACUCUCCAUCCAACACGCCGAAUCUCUGGAGAACAUCGACGAGAGCUCACUCAGCGAGAGCAAAGACGAGCGCGCCGAGCACAGCGACGACGAGGGGAACAACUGACACACACACACACACACACACAGCCCACUGAAGUGCUAAAUCCAGAUUAUGAUUAAUUUGGUUACACGGAUGUAAAUGAUUUUGAGUUAUGAUUAUGAUUUCUGACCUUAUAUACGCAUGCAGUUUGUCUCCAGACACACAGAGGGCGCUGAUGUCCAUCUGCUGUACGACACUAGAGUUCAGUGAAUGAAUGAAUGUAGUACUGAAGAAUUAAAAACCAAUUACUGCCUGUGUUUUUGGA